Messenger RNA from Alligator mississippiensis (American alligator), 4939 nucleotides. Its product is annotated as caspase-3. NCBI's taxonomy places the organism in Eukaryota, Metazoa, Chordata, Crocodylia, Alligatoridae. Bases 2510 to 3259 code for a protein of 249 amino acids. The record is from RefSeq and is a predicted model, not a curated record. Gene Ontology annotation, biological process: proteolysis; apoptotic process. Gene Ontology annotation, cellular component: cytoplasm. The transcript is spliced from 4 exons.
ACUAGCUGGAAGCAGUAGGAGCAAGAUCCAAAGCCAGCAACCUUCAUUAUCUUCUCGCUAGGCAGCUGCUCCAUGAAUCCAGCCAUUGGGGCAGAUGCAUCACCUGAUGUAGCUCAUGACUGUUACCCACACCAGUGGAGUCCUCUCAGACUGGUUCUGAGCAGCCAUUUUACUUAUGAACACAAUCUCUUUUCUUUCCCCACUGCAGCCGCUCUUGCUUUCCCUCUGCUGGGAAGUUAAAACCAAGGUCCUUGUCAUAUCCAGGAAUAUCACUGAACUUUCUGUAUCAGGAUUUGAUCACUUGUUAGGAAAGCCCCUAUCCCCACUCAAGCCUACCUGUACCCCCUUCCAUCAGAACAAACCUGAGCCUCUCAAUUGGUUGGAUUCUAACCCCAUGCAUGAAAGGGGAAAGGAGAGGGGUGGGAUUUUGCCUACAUGCAGAGCCAACCUUAGGUCAGUUAAACUGGUGCCAAACCAGUUCUGGUUGCAUUUUCCCUAGAGUUUAGCAGAAGUAGAUUUGUUACUCAGUGGGGCAAAGCUUCUGCUGCAUAAUUCAGGGCCACAGAAGCACACAAAGCCUUACACUACAUCACAGUCCUGCCAUCCCUACAAGAGAUCAACUGAUCUGGACCUGAAUUAAGAGUAGUUAUACAGAGCACUAUCAGUUUACAUCAGUGGAACAAUUCUAGGUACAGGCCAAGCCUUGUUAGGCCCUUUUUAGGGUCACAGUUGCACCAGCCUCCCUCAGAUGCCAGUUCUUGCAAUUUUACAAGUUUCAUCUGGUGUUUCUAAAAGCCCCCAGCACCAGGAGGCAGCAGGUAAAAGCUUCUGCUUGCACCAAAUAGAAAGGUUUCUAGUCCUCUCCAUGGCAAAUUAUAAGCAGGAAGAUCUGAGCCCUUGCAAAAAGCAGAGCAAACAGACCUAGAAUUUUUUUUAAAACUUCCUAAUUUAAGAUAACUCUGUGGUGUCCGAGGGGUUCUGAACAGUUGAGGCUGGCAAGGAAGUAGAGCAUGCCUUAGAGAUGAAAGCUGGCAGAAGUACAUGUACACGUGUGCAUGUGCACACACACACUUUUUUCUGCCCUUUGGGCAAAAAUAUCAGCAGAUGCCUAUGGAAAAACUGCUAAAGGAUCAGUAGGUUUAUUGAAACCCCAGGGUUAAAGAGAGCAGUUAAGGAAGAUAAGGAUAAUGGACCAGCUUGGUGAUUACUUCAGGGAAACUGUGGGAAGUGUGACCUCUGGACCUUGCCAUGACGUGAAGGUACAGUCAGACUCUGGGAAGCUGGCAGAACCCACACAUUUAAAAAGCAGUCAGGUCAGGUUCAUCUGUAAAGCAGGGAGCAAACAGUAUCUAAUCACGCUGAAAUCAGCUACUCCAGCAAAAAAACGGGGGUGGGGGGAGGAAAGGUGGGAAUUCUGCUUCCUUCUGCCAACGUGUCUCUAAACAGCCUCUAAUCUUAGAAUUGCUUGCUAUUUCCCCUGCUAAAGGUGGCAAGAGACAGGAGUGGCCCCCUACCUUAUGUGUGCUUCACUUUGCAGCUGAAGCCCUGGAUAUAUGGAUAUAGGAACAGCCCUUCUAUGGAGGGUGCCUGAUACUUGCCAUUAUAAAUUGUGCUUAGGAGGUUUUCCCUUUGAGAAGCUGCAUUAGGUUGCUGCUUUGCCCCUGCUCACAGGGUGGCUGGCAGGUGUUUGAGAGGCUAGGGGAUGGAAAAAAAAGAAAACUCUUCAUUGGAGGCUUAGCCCCCUGUCACCAGGCCCCAGAGCCACAGGUGUUGUGCAGAGAUGAAGAUAUCUCUUCAUGAAGAUAUCUGCAGGGAUAUCUGUUUCAAUGCCAGGGGCUUCUGCCUCUCUUUAGACACCCACUGUGGUCAUUAGGAUACCUUCUGUUUUCAGCUUGGCUUUGGUGUGCCAUAAGCAAAUCACCCUGGGACCAAAACCAUGCCUUUUGUCCACUCUGCAAACAGAGAUUAGUAUCACACAGGCCAUUAGCAGGGAUGGGACCUAUACACCCAGAGCAAAGAUCUGUACCACUCGAACUGAUGCAUUAACCCAGCAGGAGAAGCCCUAUAUUGGGGUAGUGUCUAGUAGGGUCACUGCUGCAGUGUAUCAAACACCUCGCUGACCAGCAGGGGACACAUCAUGCCUCUGCCAACUUGUUCCAAGCUAGUUGCUGGAUAACAGCUGUUUUAUGGCAACAUUUAACUCACAGGUCAGCGAUGCAAUCCCCAUAACUCAAGGCACAGAGGACCCCAGGCUCAAGCUUACAAGGAACAGGUCCUCCUCUGUCUUUAUCGCAGCCACUCAUUGAGAACAGACACAGCCAGGCAGGGAGAGACAUGUUUGCACUGAGUCACCUAGCGGAGCAGGAUAUGCCACCCAAGAAAUACUCCACCCUCCCGCUGUCCCUGAUCAACAGCACAGAAGACACAAGUGGAAACAGCCAGCUGCACCUGCUGUAGUGCUGCACCUGAGGAGCUGGCCCCAGCUGAGUGCGAUCUGCCAGUUUGCAGCAUGUCCAUGCGUAAGAGCAGGGCAGUCGUGAUUGUGAACUAUGAGUUCUCCAGCAGUGGCUCUGAGGAGCCCCUCGCUCGCAGAAGUGGGGCUCAGAGGGAGGCAGAUAAGCUGUCCCAAGUAUUAUCCAGCCUCAGCUACACUGUGCAUCUGUACAAAAACCAGACUGCCAAGAAGAUAGAAGAGAUUUACCAACAAGAGAGCCAAGAAGAGCAUGGCGAUUACUUUGUGAGCAUCCUGUCCAGCCAUGGAGAGGAAGGGGUCAUCUAUGGCUCAGAAGGCAAACCAGUCAAACUGACCCGGAUUUUCCAGACCUUAUCCCCACAGAGAUCCUCAGCGCUGGCUGGAAAAUCCAAGAUCUUCUUUAUACAGGCCUGCCGUGGGGGAGCGCUUGACUCGGGAGUGUGGCUGGAAACAGACAGCGCCCAGCCCGAGGAAGACAGCUUCUCGCACUACCUGGCACUUCCCGACAACACUGCCGUGAUGUUCGCCUGCAGUCCUGGCUACGGUGCUUUCCUCAACCUAGCCGGGUCCAUGUUCCUGCAGACUCUGCUAGAGCUCCUGGAGGGUGAAGAGAGGCACCUCGAGCUAGCGCGCCUGCUGACCCGCAUUAACUGGAAGGUGGCGUUCUACUGUGAGGCCCGGGGGACUUACAAGGGCAGCAAGGAGAUGCCCUGCUUCGUCACCAACAUGGUGCAUGAGGUGUUCCCCUUCUCCCAGCAUGCUGCGGAGGCAGCAGGCAGCCUGUGACUGCUCUGGCCCAGCCGCCUCCUGCCUGAAACACAAGGUAAACUACAGGUUAAACAACACCCUAAGAGCAAGGACCCCAGCACCCCUGCAGUGGAAACCAGCCAGCUGUGCCAAAGCCAUUUGAAUAACUCUCACGUGGAAGAGAGAGAACGGGUCUGGAAAUGUGCUGAUACAUGCUCUGAUCUUUCCAGCUGGAGACUCCCAGAAAGCCUGCAAGGGACCACUGCUGGGCUGUUCUCUGGUUGUGGCAGAGCAGAACUGAUUAGAUUUUCUAUGCCUGCCUACAGCAUUAUUUCCCUCUGCUGCUGUACCUAACCUGCAGACAUCUCUAUGCUGUACAAUGAGAAGAUACCCAUGCUAACUCCAAUACCAGAAACUGCCCAGCUACCUUAGCACACACCUAAACCAAGCAUCCUAAUGUUGGGGGAACAGUAUCCACUCAUGCUGCCUCUCUGGCCCCUCUUGCCACGGCAGCUGACAAGAAUGUACCUCGUCAGUACCCUCCUCUUAUCUCCACGUUACGACUGGAAAACUGAAGCAAAGUGACCAGGAAAUUUGCCCAAGAUCUUGCAAGUAAUCUGCAGCAGAGGAAGGAAUUGAACAGAGAUCCCUAGAGCUGCAUCCUGAAGCACUGAGCAGGCCUUCCCCUCUCUGUAAGUUCAGCCUGUUGUCAGUUUGAUCGUAUUCAGCUUGCAAAGACUGUGGAAGGAUCUUGGUUUUGGACAGACACAUAAAAACCCCAUACCCUCCACUGCUAUGUGGCCAAUAGCAAUGGCUUUCCUUCAGAAAUUGCCUCGGGUUGGGGUAGGUCCAGCAUAAGGCAGCAUUUUAGCUGCACUCAGCUAAGAUGCGGCAAUAUUGCUGCUCCAACACAAAAGCUCAGACCUCUAAAAUCCGCUUACGUGACUGGAUUGGCUCACAAAUUGGCAGGCUGGUCCAGAGCCCCAGGGAGAUUGUAUGGAGUACGUUUGGUGCAGGCAUUCCCAGGAUGCAGCUAAGGUGCCUUGAUCUUACGUGGUGAAGGACACAGGACAGAUUUCCAGUAUGGCACAGCACAGCCCCUCCCUGAGCAUGCUCUGACCUUACUCUGAACCCAGAAUUGCAAUGGGAAGCCACUCCAGGGUGUCUCACUCACCUCCAGUCCCUCUGUCUGUGAGGUGCUUAACAGCCCCCAGUUUGAACAUGCACAUAUCAACAAGGCCAAGGGGCUCUGGGCCCUGCUAAGCUCCAGAAACCUUUGGUCCAUGAUAGGCUAUUUGUGUUUAGCAAAGGUUUCUAUGGUCACUAAGUCUGUGCCCUCCCUGACUCCACAGGGUUUCUCUGUGCAGUUCCAUUGAUGCCAUCAAGAGCUGGCAAAGUGCAUGGUGUGCACAGCUUGGCCAUCUUGGGGCACUGCCAUUGCAGCAGAUGCACUCAGCAGCUAUAGACACAACCAUCAAUGCUAAAGGCUUCUCUUACCUGGUGGCUUCCACAACCAAGUGCUCAGAGAAAGGAGAUGGUAGCUGGCACCCUUAAAACAAAGGCAGUACUUUGCUUUAAUGUUUUAUUUAAGCUUUAUUUUCACACACCAUCCCUGCACUCUCCCCCAGGCAGGGACAAUGUCAUCACCUUCCUUCCUAGGCUCCAUGCCCUCUACCGUGACAGGAAGCUUUAAUAAAGUUUGAACUUUGCUAUCUCCAG